CAAUCAGCUGACCUGUUCUCCAACGCCACAUGCAACAUGUCCACCAACGACUCAGCAUCCUGCUCCCCUGUGGACGAUGGAAUGGGAGCAGGAAGUCCAUAUAAAGCUCUGGAGAUGUUUUUUAUCGCCCUGGUUACGGGAUCUCUGAGCUUUGUGACUGUGACAGGAAAUAUAUUAGUCAUGUUAUCCAUCAAAGUAAACCGCCACCUACAAACUGUCAAUAACUAUUUCCUGUUUUCAUUAGCGUGUGCCGACUUGAUCAUUGGUGUUUUCAGCAUGAAUCUGUACACGGUCUACAUCAUCGUGGGCUACUGGCCGCUCGGGCCCGUGGUCUGCGACUUGUGGCUGGCUUUAGAUUACGUCGUCUCAAACGCCUCAGUGAUGAAUUUACUGAUCAUCAGCUUCGACCGCUACUUCUGCGUGACCAAGCCGCUCACCUACCCGACAAGGAGGACAACCAAGAUGGCAGGGUUGAUGAUCGCGGCGGCGUGGAUCCUGUCGUUCAUCCUCUGGGCUCCUGCCAUCCUGUUCUGGCAGUUUAUCGUUGGACAGAGGACGGUGCCACCUGGAGAGUGUUAUAUUCAGUUCCUUUCUAACCCCGUGGUGACGUUUGGGACGGCCAUAGCAGCGUUCUACCUUCCCGUCAUUAUUAUGACCGUCCUGUACAUCCACAUCUCCCUGGCCUCCAGGAGCAGGGUCUCCAAACACAAACCUGAGAAGAAAGAGAAGAAGGGGAUAAAAACUCCAAGCUUGAUGAAGAGUCACCUGCUAAAGCAGAACAACAACAACGAGACCAGUCCUCAGGCCAGUCCCCGCUCCACUCCCAAACUCAGCCUGGACUCCACCACCACUGCGCUGGAGGCCGUGAAGAACGGCAGAGUGGAGGAACCGAAACCUGCUCAGCCUCAGCUUCCACAGCCCAGUCCAGGACUCACACAGGAGGAAAAAGAGAGCUCCAACGAUUCGUCCACAGCGUUUAUUCCUCCGACGGACCCAAAGGGCAACGCCAACAGCAAAGUCAUAUCUGAGGCUGCAACAAAUGCCAACCCAGUUGCUACGACAGCAACCAAUCCCACCACCAUGGCCAAGAUCAACCCCUCCUCGAGGUGGUCCAAGAUCAAGAUCGUAACCAAGCAGGCCGGGGACGAGUGCAUCACGGCCAUCGAGAUCGUCCCACCCGUGGAGGGAGCCGAGAGGCACUCCAUCCCCAUCAGCCGACCCAGGACCGUGGCCAGGAAGUUUGCAAGCAUCGCUAGAAGCCAAGUGAAGAGGAAAAGACAGAUGGCUGCCAGAGAGAAGAAAGUGACCAAGACUAUCUUCGCCAUCCUGCUGGCUUUCAUCAUCACAUGGACGCCGUAUAACGUCAUGGUGUUGAUCUCGACCUUCUGCCAGUCCUGCGUCCCAGACACCGUGUGGGCUAUCGGCUACUGGCUGUGUUACGUCAACUCUACCAUCAACCCGGCUUGUUACGCGCUGUGCAACGCCACGUUCAAGAAGACGUUCAAGAACCUGCUGCUGUGCCAGUAUAAAAACAUAGGUACGAGAUGA
Toxotes jaculatrix (banded archerfish) is the source of this 1548-nucleotide messenger RNA. RefSeq names its product muscarinic acetylcholine receptor M4-like. Lineage: Eukaryota; Metazoa; Chordata; Actinopteri; Toxotidae. Gene Ontology annotation, molecular function: G protein-coupled acetylcholine receptor activity; G protein-coupled serotonin receptor activity. The record is from RefSeq and is a predicted model, not a curated record. Gene Ontology annotation, biological process: adenylate cyclase-inhibiting G protein-coupled acetylcholine receptor signaling pathway; chemical synaptic transmission; G protein-coupled receptor signaling pathway, coupled to cyclic nucleotide second messenger. The transcript is spliced from 6 exons. Gene Ontology annotation, cellular component: plasma membrane; dendrite; synapse. Bases 37 to 1548 code for a protein of 503 amino acids.